Zingiber officinale is the source of this 2302-nucleotide messenger RNA. RefSeq names its product DELLA protein SLR1-like. The transcript has a single exon. Gene Ontology annotation, cellular component: nucleus. The record is from RefSeq and is a predicted model, not a curated record. Gene Ontology annotation, molecular function: sequence-specific DNA binding; DNA-binding transcription factor activity. Gene Ontology annotation, biological process: regulation of DNA-templated transcription. Lineage: Eukaryota; Viridiplantae; Streptophyta; Magnoliopsida; Zingiberales; Zingiberaceae. The coding region runs from base 88 to 1980 and encodes 630 amino acids.
UCUCCGUUAUAAUUCCUCUCUUCCCAGAUCUCCACCGCGCGCGACUUUGGGUGGCGUUCAUUAAGAAAAGAAAAACAAGAAGGAAAAAUGAAAAGGGAGCAUCAAGAGGCCGCCGCCGGCGGCGACAGAAGAGGAGGAGGAGGAGGAAAUUGGUAUGCUGCAGCGGAGCAAGAAAAGGGGAAGGCCUUGAUGGGGACGGACGACGGCGUCGACGAGCUUCUGGCGGCGCUGGGUUACAAAGUUCGGUCGUCGGACAUGGCCGACGUGGCGCAGAAACUGGAGCAGCUGGAGAUGGCCAUGGGGAGUAGCGCCGCCGCCAACGACGACGCACUUCUUGCCCACCUCGCUUUCGACACUGUCCACUAUAACCCCUCAGACCUCUCCAACUGGGUUGACAACAUCCUCUCGGAGCUUAAUGCCCCUCCGCCUCUUCCCCAACCGCCGCCGCCGCCGCCUGCUGAUGACCCGCUUAGUCUUCAGUUCGACCUUCCCCCCGCUGUCACAGAGCAAUACACGAUCGGGACGGUUGACCUACCGGAUGGCAGCCCUUGCAAACCGGCUGAUGUCGAUGAACUUCAGCCGGAAGCUUCUACUGCCUCCUCGGGUUGGCUAAUUUCCCAGUCUGGUCAUCAGCCAGAAGUUGCGAAGUCCCUGAGAGAUCGAAAGAGGUUAAAGGUCUGCAGCUCACCUCCCUCGUCGACAAUCACCGCGGAUGCGGCGACAGCAGCAGCAGCGCAGCAGGUGGUCAUCGUCGAUUCGCAGGAGGCAGGUAUCCGUCUGGUACACGCCCUGAUGGCGUGCGCAGAGGCGGUGCAGAAGGAGAACUUGAAGGCGGCGGGCGCUAUCGUGAAACAGAUAUCCGUUCUGGCCGCAUCGCAAGGUGGCGCGAUGCGCAAAGUAGCCGGAUAUUUUGCGGAGGCUCUCGCCCGCCGGAUCUACCGGCCGCAGCCCCCUCGGGGCAUGGGCUGUUCGAGUACUGUUGAAUCCGCAGCCUUGGACGACAUGCUUCACCAUCACUUCUACGAGAGCUGUCCCUACCUCAAGUUCGCCCAUUUCACAGCUAACCAGGCCAUUCUGGAAGCCUUCGCCGGCUUCCGCCGCGUUCACGUUGUCGAUUUUGGUAUGCGGCAGGGACUGCAGUGGCCGGCGCUCCUCCAAGCCCUGGCUCUCCGCCAAGGAGGCCCGCCGUCAUUUCGCCUCACCGGAAUCGGCCCGCCGCAGCCCGACAACUCUGACGCUCUGCAGGAGGUGGGCUGGAAACUCGCCCAGCUCGCGAAGACCAUCCGAGUCGACUUCCGGUACCGCGGUUUUGUGGCCGCUAGCCUCGCGGAUCUGGAUCCCUACAUGCUUCUCGGUCCGGAAGCGGACGGCGGCGGCGUGGAGGACGACGAGCCGGAGGUGGUGGCUGUGAACUCGAUCCUCGAGCUGCAUCGACUGCUUGCGCGCCCAGGGGCGCUGGAGAAGGUGUUGGGGACGAUCCGCGCGGUACGGCCGGUGAUCGUGACUGUGGUGGAACAGGAGGCGAACCAUAAUGGCAGGGCGUUCCUGGAUCGGUUCACCGAGGCGCUGCACUACUACUCCACCAUGUUCGACUCGCUGGAGGGGGGCGCCUCGCCGCCCGCCGCCGUCGAGGUGGGCGGGCAUGACCAAGCGAUGGCGGAGAUCUACUUGGGCCGUCAGAUCUACAACGUGGUGGCGUGCGAAGGGGCAGAACGAACAGAGCGGCACGAGACUCUGCCGCAGUGGCGCGCGCGCAUGUCCCGUACCGGCUUCGAUUCCGUCCCCAUCGGAUCCAACGCUUUCAAGCAGGCGAGCAUGCUCCUCGCCCUCUUCUCCGGCGGCGAAGGCUACCGGGUGGAGGAGAACGACGGGUGCCUCACCCUCGGCUGGCACACGCGGCCCCUCAUCGCCACCUCCGCCUGGCGCGCUGCCGGCGAUCCCCUGAGCACCUCUGCUUCCUGCCGAACCGCCUCUUCCUAGGGCACGCACCCCAGCCAUUAGAUCGGCUGACGGGUAACUCCUGGCCGCACAAUCUAGUGAAUCUGACCGCGUUCGACGGCUCACAUAGUGCUGAUUGCUGAAUGCACACCUCUGAUGGGGCUCCUCUAUUUUUUGUUCUACCUAUCUACGAACGUAUAUGAUUAAUCCCGCUGCACGAAUCUCCAAGCAUGUUAAAUAAGCUCUGAGAACCACCGCCUUUUUCUUUCCGUUAGAAAUCAGAUCCUUUCUCUUGCCAAUGUAAAUUAAAUUCUAGAUUACAUGUAAAUUAAUUAAUGGUGGCUUUAACUCAAACUUAUCAUAA